GCUCGCCGGCGCUAUUGGCUGAUCCGCACGUCUGCGCCAGGAUCGCAGCACCUGUGCGCGCCGAGCGGGGCUGUGCUACACGGGGCUGAGGGGGUGUUGCAUUAGCUGCGGUCUCCCCUCUGGCCUCUGGAGUUAGUCCUGCUCAUUCAGUGAGAAAAAAGGGGGGGGGGAGCCUUUUUUCUUUCCUUCUCUUCCGUCGUGCUUUAUAGGUGAAUGUACGGCCGCGGGAAUAUCCGGGGAGUCAUGCAGUAUUGCACCAGGCAGAAUCCAGGUCCUGCCCACCGCAGGGAUGUUUAAAAAAAUAACGAAGUGCGAAUCUAAGCAGUGUUAAGAGAAGAGGAUGGGUACGGUUCGCGCAGGGGGCUUGCUCCGGGACCGGUAGUGCGCCGGGGGAAGAUCGGUGCGCCCGCAGUGCUUUGCCGUAGUGGGUGAUGUUGGAGCCGCCUGCUGACUAAUUCUGUGCAGAAAGGGAACGGCGACUCCACCUCUUCCUCUCUCUGUGCUGGCGUGCGGCUGCUUUCGAUUUAUAGACAAGAGGUGGUGAGAUCCCGGAUCCCGGGCAAGUCUCUCAUUCCUUACACCACCACACACACACACCCCUCCCCAGUGGGAUUUUCUCCUCGACAUGGCCGGGCCGGAGCAAGCCCAGCAGCAGGUGGACGAAGGAGCGGAGCACCUGGAUGACGCGGAGCUGGCCCUGCAAGGCAUCAACAUGCUGCUGAACAACGGCUUCAGAGAGAGCGACGACCUCUUUAGAAAGCACAGGAACCACAGCCCAUUAAUGAGUUUUGGAGCAAGUUUUGUCAGUUUUUUGAAUGCCAUGAUGACCUUUGAGGAGGAGAAGAUGCACAUGGCCUGUGAAGACCUGAAGACGACAGAGAAGUUGUGUGAGAGUGACGAUACCGGAGUCAUUGAGACAAUCAAGAACAAGAUCAAGCGGAAUACUGACUCCCAGAGAUCCACUUCCUCAGUGGUUGAUCGCCUUCAGAGACAGAUUAUUGUAGCAGACUGCCAGGUGUACCUGGCCGUUCUCUCCUUUGUCAAACAAGAGCUCUCAGCUUAUAUUAAAGGGGGCUGGAUCCUUCGAAAGGCCUGGAAGAUCUACAACAAGUGUUACAGCGACAUCAGCCUGCUCCAGGACUCGUGUCAGAAGAGGACUUCCCAGGGAUCUCUGCCCUCAGAUCAGGCCAAUGAUAACACUCUGUCCCAGGAGGGGCUUUCAGCAGAAUCCCUGAGCCGACUGAAGGGCUCCGUGAGCUUUGGAUACGGGCUCUUCCACCUGUGCAUCUCUAUGGUGCCGCCUCACUUGCUUAAAAUCAUCAACCUGCUGGGCUUCCCCGGAGAUCGGCUGCAGGGCCUGUCUUCUCUCAUGUACGCAAGUGAAAGUAAGGACAUGAAGGCCCCUCUCGCUACGUUGGCUCUGCUGUGGUACCACACAGUGGUGCGACCCUUCUUCGCCCUGGAUGGGACAGACACGCAGGCAGGACUAGCAGAGGCAAAAGCCAUCCUUCAGAAGAAAGAAGCGGUGUACCCCAACUCCUCCCUGUUCAUGUUUUUCAAAGGCAGGGUUCAGAGAUUAGAGUGCCAGAUUAAUAGUGCCUUGACUUCCUUCCAUGAGGCGCUGGAACUUGCAAGCGAUCAAAGAGAAAUUCAGCACGUGUGUCUGUAUGAAAUUGGGUGGUGCAGCAUGAUUGAGAUGAAUUUUAAAGAUGCAUACAAGUCCUUUGAGCGGCUCAAGAGCGAGUCGCGAUGGUCUCAGUGCUAUUAUGCUUAUCUGACUGGAGUCUGCCAGGGAGCUACAGGAGAUCUGGAGGGUGCAAAGAUGGUUUUCAAGGAAGUUCAAAAGCUCUUCAAGAGGAAGAACAAUCAGAUUGAACAGUUCUCUUUGAAGAAGGCAGAGCGGUUGAGGAAAAUGUCCCCAACUAAGGAACUGUGUAUCCUGGCUGCAAUAGAAGUGCUGUACCUUUGGAAGGCUCUCCCUAACUGUUCAUUCUCCAAGCUGCAGCACAUGAGUCAAGCUUUACAAGAAGUGAAUGAUCCGGCAUAUGUGGGCUUAAAGAACUUACUGCUUGGUGCCAUACACAAAUGUCUAGGAAACACGAAGGAUGCCAUUCAGUCCUUCCAGUUGGCUGUAAGAGAUGAGCUGGGACGCCAGAGCAAUUCCUACGUCCAGCCGUACUCCUGUUAUGAGCUCGGCUGUAUCGUUCUGGAAAAUCCAGAGACUACAGGGAAAGGAAGAAUAUUGCUCCUUCAGGCUAAGGAGGAAUUCUCCGGCUAUGAUUUUGAAAACAGGCUGCAUGUGCGCAUUCAUGCUGCAUUAGCCUCCCUUAAAGAAGUUGUUCCACAGUGACACCGUAAUCCCUCCCUCCCGUCACACAGGCGAAAAAGCACUCCUGAUCUGCACUUUAUGUUGUGCGCAAGACUAAGUGGACACAGGGAGCCUGGCUUUAUUUAUGAAAGCCAGCAGUGCAUAAUUCUGUGACUUAAUUUUAUUUCUGAAUUUGUUUUAUUCUCAUCAGUAGGGGAAUCGUUUAGAUACGUUGUUUAACACUGAGUUGUUUUGUUACAUAAUGAAGUUAUGAAGACUCCCAAUCCCAUAGCAGAGUAUCGGGUGGCCCUUGUUUCGUGUUGUUAACCUGGUCAGUCUUGUUUUUGCCCGUCUACAGACUUGAACAAUGAGUGGUAGUGCUUGAAAAGCCAAGAGAAGUCAUACUUCUUCAUUUUCCUUCAGGCCACAUCCAUUUGCGGCUGGGGCAUAAAACUCAAAUCAACAAAUCGCAGUUUUGAAGCUAUUGUGUUGAUUCUGUCAAGAGGCAAGGGAAAGGUUUUUAGUCACUUGUCUGUCUUGCUUUCACAGAACCAGACAAACGUUAAUGGCAUUUCAAUAUAGCCAUACAAGACAAUGCAUUAACUCUUACUUAGAAGUUAAUUCACUGUUUGUGAGCAUCAGUGAGGCCUGCUGUACAUAAGUGUUUGAAGAAUCCAGCCAUCACUAAAACAAACACACUAUACUAUAAAGGUAAUUUGUUUGGGAUGGUAUAGCAAUAGGCAAGAUGGAGGUACGCUUCUCAGACUUGCAGCAAUGAUUUUAAAUUUAAAGUCAACGCAAGUCUUUGACUUGUGUGCACGAAAUAUUGUUCUUGGUUAUGAAUUAGCAGCAGUUUGGAUAUCGUUUUACGCAACAGAGCUAUAAUGUAGUUCAGUAAAAGACCAGCAGAAUGUGCUUACUGUCCUACACUGCGAAAGGUGGAGCCAAAAUCUGUUAUUUAAAGUGCCAUCCACUAAAAUAAUGUUUUUAAUGUCACACUAAAAAUCUUUCUCUCUUCUCUUUAUACAUGAUCUCCUUUGACCCAAACAUGAUCUUUUUAGUCUUUUUUUAAGCCGUUGAGAUUUUAGACCUUGUAGGAUUUUCUUAAAUUUCUUUCCAUAGAACCACUAAACUCCAGAAAUUACCCCUUAAAUACAUUGGAAAACUAUUUUCUAUGUAUUUUCUAAAGUAACUAAAUACCUCAAAUUUACACAAUUAACACAUAAAUAUAGAAUGUGUAUAUAUAGUAUUCACAGAUGUAUAUAACCUUUGUAUGUUGCGUAUCACUUAAAUAUAACGGAGGAGAGAAGCAGCUUUUAUUGCCUUUCAUUUCUGGUUUUGGUUUAUUCCUUUGAUUUGGCUUUUGUGACUGAACAAGCUGCUGUCUCACAAGUACAUUGUGCAUGACUAUUUACCAUCGUUUGCCACAAAAGAAGAAUUUUCAAAGUAAGAAGCGCACCAGGAAGUCCCACUGAAUCCAAGAUACCAAAUCUCCUUUUAAUUCAAAUUACAACUUCCAUUAAUUAUUACUGGUAUUUAAACCAAGGCUGUAUUCUGUUAACGCCCACACCCACAAAUACAUAUCACUAAAUGCAGGCCUUCAAUGUUAAUCCAUCUGUAAUGUUAAAGUUAGAGCUUUAACCAACAGUUAAAGAAAAGUUCAGCCAGUUUGUAUAUUGUCUGAAAAACAGUAAGGACACAAUGGACAAAAAAUAGAUAUCUAUAUAUUGCCAAAUUUGUUGAUAAUGUGUGUGUAGCUGUGUUUGCCUGGGUGAUGGAGAUUGCAGGUAAAAAAAUGCUGCUGAAUCUUUUUGGGAAAUUAGUAUAUUUGCAGUACCUAUAAAGUCCUUAUCAAAAUAAAUUGAUAAAGAUUUGUGUAUCCCCCAUAAAUCACCUUGUAUUUCUGUGUGUGUGUAUAUCUAUGAAUUAGAACAUUUGCUACUUUUUUGCAGGGGUUUUGUCCUAUUUCUAAAAUCUAAAAUGUAGCACAGUAAUGAUUAGGAUAUUUUCUCGCAAAAUAUUUGUAUAUUUUUCCUGAGUUUCUAGAAUAGCAAAGCAUAGUAUCUUAGAAGUGCAUGUUCAUAAUCAGGUUCAUUUCUUGAGGUUGAAUACAAUUGCAAUAUAGUCUGAAGAAAUUCAGACAUCUUAUUCUCGUUUUACAGAUAGAAAAGUUUUCAAAAUAGUUUUUCAUCCUUUAUUUUAGGAUUACAAUGAGGCUUUCAUAUCAGAUCAUACCGGUGACGAGUGCUUUGUAAUAUAUCGAUAUUCAGUGCCAUGUAAAGGUUUGAAGGUGGCAACAGUGGGGUGGUUACUGAGCACACUAUUGUUACCUUUUCUGCUCUUUAGUGUUCGCAUUAUUAAUAUCUUUGCGUCUCUGAACAGGUCACUGUUUAAUCUUUAAAUUACACCACGGAUGUUGGUGCGAAAGGUGCCUUGUACUGGAAGUAUUUUGGGUAUAAACUUAUGGCCUCCCCGCCUCAGCCUUUGGGUGGGUUGACUUCAUAUCUUUCUGCUUCAGAAAAAUACAGUUCUUCUCUGGGUGCUGUAAAGGUUGGUGCUCCACAGGACUUGGUUGUGGGUCCUUUACUUGCUCUUUUUGUUACCAAUGCAAAUGUCAAAGAGUAGUGUAGUCUAGUGGAUCAGCCAUUAAGCCCGUCACCAGGAGUGGGUUCACCCACUGCAGACCCUGGUAUUGUACUCUUGAGAAAGGUACUUUAUCCAAGUGAUCCCAGUCCAUCCAGCUUUAGAAGUAGGGACCAGCAUUGUUGGGGGGUGACUCUUGGGACUUGAUCUGUGUCCCCUCCUAUGGCUGUAAGGAGUCAAGAGCUCUUUAAUCUGAAUAACCAAAAGACAACUUCUUCAGGAACCACUUUUACAUUCCAAGUGUAUUUAAGCCAUUGACAAGUAUUAAGUAAUUAUUUGUCUUUUGGCCUGCAGAUUUUUUGGGAUCUACAGCUCAAUUUUUGAAAUUGGUCCCAUUGGUAGCUUUCACUGCAGGAAGGGUACAGAAAUGUUAGCGCAUGCCUUUGGGACCUGUUGAUGAGUGAGAUUUUCAGUUAGUAUGCCUUCCUAACACAAUUCCAACUUCUGUACAUUACCGCAGGUUGAUUACUUGAUGACGUCUUCCUGAACAUAUUACACUAUUGUUUAAGGACUGAAGGAGUAAGGAACAAGUUAGAUAUGCAAAACCUUGCUUUCUAAAUAUAUGCUGUGGAAAUAAUUUCCAUGUACAGCUCCUCUUGCUUAAUUAUAAUUAUUUCCGUUGCCUUAAGUCAGACUUAUUGGACUAUAAUUACUUGGUUUGGUUUUUUUAAACCUUGGUGUGUAUGGGUACUAUGUUAGCAAUUCUCCAGUUGUGUCAAUGGCUUCUGAAGAACAUCUUUCAUUUCCAACUAGUAAGAUACCAUCAGACACUAGAGAUUUAUUCAUGCUGCAGAAAUCACUGCUGAAACACUUCUCCCUCUUCUACGCUAAUACUCUCUAGUUAUAACAUGCAUGCAACCCUUGCACUUAUAAAUGGGGAGUGUUUUGGCAGUGACCUCUCCAGCAUCUUUUGGAGCCCAUAACAUUUUUCAUGCUGGCCAUUUUACAGUUCCUAUAAGUUCUGUUUCAGAAAACCAGACGUCUUCUGCACUCAGUUUACUUGGCAGGUAUCUCUGCUUGUCUUGCAAGUGUGAUGAUGUCUGGCUAAAGACUGCUCCCCAUUCUUGGUUGACUGUUCCCAGCUGGUGGCUGUCAAAUGUCUCAGCUGAGCUCUGAUUAUGAAACCUUGAAGUCAACACCUUGACUGGACAAGUAAGAUUAUUGUGAUAACGAGCUACACAUAAAGUAAUUUGAAUUGAUCCUCCCAGUUAAGGUACCUAAUCAAACUGGAAUUCCCGCUCUGUUGAUGUGAAACACUCCAUAUGGAGGAACAAGUAAAGGUUUGUUCCAUGCUGAAAAGAGAAGAAAAGAAAAAUGCUCCACAGCCGAAAUGUUGUGUUUC
This is a messenger RNA of Lepisosteus oculatus (spotted gar), 6293 nucleotides long. It is a transcript of the gene ttc39c, whose product is annotated as tetratricopeptide repeat domain 39C. Gene Ontology annotation, molecular function: protein binding. The record is from RefSeq and is a predicted model, not a curated record. Gene Ontology annotation, biological process: cilium assembly; otolith morphogenesis. Lineage: Eukaryota; Metazoa; Chordata; Actinopteri; Semionotiformes; Lepisosteidae.